Molecule: messenger RNA, 2146 nt
Organism: Telopea speciosissima
Lineage: Eukaryota; Viridiplantae; Streptophyta; Magnoliopsida; Proteales; Proteaceae
Product: eukaryotic translation initiation factor 5B-like
Exons: 11
Coding region: 154-1851 (565 amino acids)
Biological process (GO): chromatin organization; regulation of double-strand break repair
Cellular component (GO): nucleus
Molecular function (GO): DNA binding; histone binding
Source: RefSeq, a predicted model, not a curated record
CCGCUCAGGUUUUAUUUUCAUUUUCCAGGGCAAGAUUCUAUAUGAAGCACUCAGAUCAGUUGCAGAUAUCGCCAGUGGUUCUACUAGGGUUCUUCCGUUUCCGAACUUAGGGUUUCGUUUCUUUUUUAGCUGGUAAUCUGUUUGUUCGCUUCAAUGGCUUCUGAAACCCUAGAAGAUAAAAAGCCCGAUGAAGAAGUGCCCGCAGAAGAGAAAGAAGCUACCGUAGAAGGAGACGAAGAGAAAGGAACUUCCGACACGGCGGAGAAGGAUUUGAUAGAGGAAGAAGUUGUGAAGGAAGGGAAACAGGAUGAGGAGAAAGGAGUUCCAAGCGAGAAGGCCAAAGAAAGUCGAAAGCGCAGCUACAAGAAAGGUGGUGGUGCUACUGCUGAUGGGGAGUCGAAGAAAUCUGAGGAAGAGUCAACUCCGAAGCAGCCAAGAAAGAGGAGUUCGAGCUCUACAGAACCUGUCAUACCAGUCGACAGACCUGCGCGAGAGAGGAAAUCCGUUGAACGAUACUCCGCAUUGUCUUCUGAAAAGGCCCCUGCGACUAAAGUCUUGUCAAUUGAGAAGGGUCGUGGUACUCAGCUUAAAGAUAUUCCCAACGUGGCUUUCAAGUUGUCAAAGAGAAAACCUGAUGAAAACCUGCAGAUGCUUCACACAAUCCUUUUUGGAAAGAAAGCCAAGGUACACUUUUUGAAGAGAAAUAUAAGCCAGUUUUCUGGCUAUGUAUGGCUUCAAAACGAGGAAAAACAGCGGGCAAAAAUAAAGGAAAAGCUUGAUAAAUUUGUCAAGGAAAAAUUGUUGGAUUUCUGUGAUGUGCUCGACAUUCCAGUUUCCAAAGCCACUACAAGAAAGGAAGAGCUAUCAGCAAAGUUACUAGAAUUUUUGGAAUCUCCUCAUGCCACUACAGAGGUCUCACUUGCAGACAAGGAACAAUCACAGAAAGGUAAAAAGCGAAAGAGGAAGGCCAGUGCUGGUACAAAAAUAACAUCAGGAAGUGGAUCGAACAAGAAAAGGAAACAAAGCCCCGAAGCUACGAAGAAGCAGAAACGUAUUUCCAAAGUUGAGGAAAAAAUUGAGGAUGAAGAUGAACCUGGUUCUGCUAGCACUAGAGGUGAUUCUGAUAAAAGUGAUGACAGUGAUAGGCUCCAGAAAGAAGAGAGUGAUGAGGGUGCAAGUGAAUCAGAGGAAGACAAGACAAUUGAACAGAUGGAAAGUGUAAAAGGCUCUAAUAAGAUCAUGAAGGGCUCUGAGGCGAAGACCAAGGCCAAGGCUACUCCUGUCAGAAAGGGAACACCAACAAAAUCUGUAAAAACCCCUGCAAAAUCUACGACAGGCUCUUCACCAUCUACUCUAAAAAAGGGUGUUGCUGAUGAUGAUAGAGGUUCUGCUUCACCAUCCAAAUCCAAGGCAUCAGGCAUGAAUAAACAGACAGAGGAUGACAAGAGAAGAGCAAAGCAUUCAAGUACAUCUUUGAAGGGCAAAUCAACAAGCAAAAAACAGCCAAGCAAGUCUGGGGCAAAGGUUUCUGUGAGUGAACAAGUUGUUUUGGCAGUAGGCAAGGGCAAGUCUAGCAAGAAGGCUAAGGCUGAACCAAGCAGAGAAGAGAUGCAUGCUGUAGUCACUGAUAUUGUGAAAGAAGUGGACUUCAAUACAGCAACCUUGUCAGAUAUUAUCAGGCAAUUGGGAACCCACUUUGGUAUGGAUCUAAUGCAUAGAAAGGCUGAAGUAAAGAGUAUAAUUGAAGAAGUUAUAAACAACAUGACCGAUGAGGAAGAUGAUGAGGAUGAUGAUAAUACUGAACAAGCUGAGGGUGAAGCUGACAAGGCAGGCGAAGAUAAUGAUGAGUAGCUCACUCAAUUAACCGGGUUAAGAAACCAUAAUGGAACUUUGUGGCACACUUGAGGUACUUAGGUCUGUCAUAGCAUCUCUUUGUACCUGCCAGGGUGUUUUUAUUUUAUUUUAUUGGGGGGGGGGGGGGGGAGGGGUUGGGAUUGUGGUGUAGGUUGUUUAACAUUAGUUUUUCUUAGAUCAUAGUUUGUUUAAGGCUUCUUUAGGCAUUUCAUAUGGAUGCAGCUUCGGCUUGUGUGUACAAUAGAUAUGUAUUCAUAUUUUUCUUCAAUUACUUGGUUUUGAAUUUUCCUGU